Molecule: messenger RNA, 2369 nt
Organism: Megalobrama amblycephala (Wuchang bream)
Lineage: Eukaryota; Metazoa; Chordata; Actinopteri; Cypriniformes; Xenocyprididae
Product: interferon-induced GTP-binding protein Mx1-like
Exons: 13
Coding region: 1-1878 (625 amino acids)
Biological process (GO): defense response to virus
Cellular component (GO): microtubule; nucleus; cytoplasm
Molecular function (GO): GTP binding; GTPase activity; microtubule binding
Source: RefSeq, a predicted model, not a curated record
AUGGACUUUACAUUCCACAAUCAUUUCAUUGAGUCUGUUCAGCCUUUGAUUGAGUUGAUUGACUCUCUGAGGUUCAUCGGCAUUGAUAAGGAUAUAGAUCUCCCAUCCAUUGCAGUGGUGGGAGAUCAGAGUUCUGGAAAGAGUUCUGUUUUGGAGGCUCUCUCUGGGGUGGCUUUACCUCGAGGAAGUGGUAUUGUCACUCGCUGUCCUCUCGAGUUGAAAUUACGGAAGUUAAAAAAAGGACCGUGGGAAGGGACCAUUUCUUACAGUGGUCACAAAGAGACCUUUAAAGACUCAACAGAGGUGGAUAACCUUGUCAGAGAAGCUCAAAACAAGCUUGCUGGAAAUACAGUUGGAAUCUGUGAUGAACUCAUCACUUUGGAAAUUUCAUCUCCUGAUGUUUGUGACCUCACUCUUAUUGAUCUACCUGGUAUAACCCGUGUACCUGUGAGCGGUCAACCUGAGGAUAUUGGCGACCAGAUCAAAAACUUGAUACUGAAAUAUAUUGCCAAAAGUGAAACCAUCAUUUUAGUUGUUGUUCCCUGCAAUAUUGACAUAGCAACAACAGAAGCAUUAAGAAUGGCACAGGAUGUAGACCCUGAGGGAUACAGAACUCUUGCAAUUCUCACGAAACCAGACCUUAUUGACAGAGGAGCUGAGAUUGAUGUUUUGAACAUUGUCCAGGGCAAAGUCAUUCCUCUCAGCAAGGGCUACAUUAUUGUGCGAUGUCGUGGUCAGAGUGACAUCAAUAACAAAAUCCCUCUUUUUAAAGCCAUGGAAAUGGAAAUGAAUUUUUUUAGGAACCAUCGAUAUUUCAGCUCUCUAUUGAAUGAUGGUAAAGCAUCUACUCAAUGCUUGGCAGACAAACUAACCAAAGAACUGGUUGAUCAUAUCAAGAAAUCGCUACCCUACUUAACAGAGCAGAUUCAUACUAAACUACUCAGCAUUCAAAGGGAGCUUAAAAACUAUGAGCAGGGUCCACCUCUUGAAGAAGAGCUGAUGGGACCUUUUCUCAGUGAGAUAAUAAUGGAGUUCAGUGAGCAAAUAAAUGAACUGAGUAGAACAGGACAUUCAAAAGAGAAAAACAUUCAUGCACUUCUUCGUCCUGUGUUUAAGAAAUGGGACAUCUAUCUAAGAGGCACUGAAAUAUCAUUCACAGCAAGAGUGAAUGAAAUGAUAGGUAAGUAUAAUGAGAUGCAUCGUGGCAGAGAAUUGCUUACGUUCAGUGAUUACUGUGAAUUUGAAUGUGUCAUCAAAGACCAUGUGGCAGCCCUUCAAGUGCCAGCGAUGGAAACACUGAAGCAUGUACGAGAGAUUGUUCAGAAUGUUUUCCGAGAGAUAUGUUAUGGAUCUUUUGACCAGUACCCUCCACUGAGAUACAUUGUAUCUAAAAUGAUUAAUGACAUUCUGUCAAAACAAGAGACCAAAGUGGAGAAAAGAAUCAAGGAGUUCAUUGAUAUGGAGCAACUGGUCUUCACUCAGGAUAAGGUAUUACAACAGAAACUCAAUUUCUCUGACAUCCCUCAGAAGACUGAGAUGGACUCUAGUGACGAGAACCUCUAUGAUGAUGAUGACACAAUUUUCAAUUCUAAAGGCUGUGGAUUAUUGGAUACAAGAAAUCUAGUUCCAGACAAACUAGUUCUCUAUUAUGAGAUUGUCUAUCAACGCCUUACAGACUAUGUGCCCAUGCUGAUAAUUCUGUUCAUGCUAAAGGAUGCAGCUAAGACACUGCGGCAUCAAAUGUUAGAAUUGAGAAAUGGGGCAGAUGUGGUGAAACUGCUGAGUGAAGACUCAGAGCAAGGACGCAGGAGAUUUGAUCUAAAGCAGCGUCUGGAACGCCUCACACAAGCUCAAGAACUGAUAAGAAACAGACUCUGAGACCCCCCCCCCCCACACACACACACACUUGUUUGAGAACUUGCAUUUGCCUUAGUGGAAGAGUGGGGUAACAUCUCAAACCAGAUACACCUAAUAGUCGCGAAUCGUCAACCAAAAUGUUAUUAGUCAGUCGGAGAAAAGGAAAAAAAAAAGAAAAGAUAAAAACUCUGAGCAAAGUCACGUAGUCCGUGAGGGCCAGAUCAUUAACGGUGGGUCCUUGUGGUAAUUACAGUAUGUUGGGCAGGAAAUCCAAACAUUUGCUUACUAUUCAUCAACCUCAAAUAUGGCUUAUCAUUUGAAACAUGUAAGUAGUAGCAACUUUACAUGGAUGCUCACUCUAACAUUAACCUAGAUAAAUGUGGGCUAUUAUUAAUCCUUUGAAAGCUAAAGGAUUAGCGUGCUUACUGCAAGACAUGGAGGUGCUGGUGUGAUCACUUGCAUUUUUUCUUAUAACAGUGGAAACAACUUAACUCCCUGAGGUCUGAAAACGC